Moneuplotes crassus is the source of this 1303-nucleotide messenger RNA. The record is from the annotation of a GenBank genome assembly. NCBI's taxonomy places the organism in Eukaryota, Ciliophora, Spirotrichea, Euplotida, Euplotidae.
UGUUGACUGAAUUUUAGGGAUGGAAGAGAGUAAAUUAGAGAAGAGGAGAUGGGUGUUUGGGAAGUCGGAGGAUUGAUUUAGAGAAAAAAGAAUUGGAUUUUAAGGAAAAGGAGUAUAAUAAAGAUGUGGGAAAAGGAAAUCAGUGAGAUAACAAGGGUUCUUUGAAGGAUAGAAAUCCUUUCGUGAAUGAAAGAGAAAAUAAAGAAUUUAAGGAUGAAGCUCCAAAAUAUUCCAAUGCCAAAAUUGCUCAACAUAAAACUGAUACUCUCAGUAAUACUUCACCCUCAAAUGCUCAGAACAAUAAUCCCUUCCUUCAAAAUAAUGACACCAAGAAUCCCACUCCUCCCAACGAUACAAACAAUAAUCCCUUUAUCAAAUUAUAUAUUCCCAAUAAUGAAGUUCCAAAUGCCAAAUCCUCUGAAUCUAAAAAUCUCAAAGACCAAUAUCCUAAGGAUGGCUCCUUAGAAGAAGCUGAGCCCAAGCCCCAGCCAGUUCCUUUCUCAGACCUCACAAAAGACCUUGACCUAUCAAAGCUAAAAUCAUCAACUAUUGCUUGUCUAGGACAGAAAUAUACUGAAAUAGUUGACCUGCUGAAUUCUAAAUUAAUAGCCCUGAAAUCACUUGAAGCUCCUGUUCUUGAGCCAAAGCCUUCAUUAGCACCUGUGACUCUAUCUGCGGCUUCGAAGAUGUCAAGUUUGAAGUGCAAGAUUAGAGCUGUCACUGAUGCUCUUGAGAAGUCUAAAGCUAUUCUUCAAGAGGUAACAAAGGCAAAGUACAAGAUUUGAACUGAGAAUGGAGAACAACUGGGGAGCUUGGCGGAAGUCAAGACUCAGAUUGGGAUUUGGAAGCAGAAGUUGGAUAGGGUGUGGAAGAAGGUUGGUAAGGCCAAGAAGGUAACCUCCACUAAGCACCCUCUUUCACUUAUUAUCAACAAUUACGAAGAAGAUCUCAAAACCAUUAACAAAGCAAUACACGAAUUAGACCAGAAGAAGAAUGAACUGAACUGCUUAAGCCAGACUGAAAGCGGACCAACCAUGAAGGCGAUUAGGGAAGUAGAGAACGAGCAAACCCAAGUUGAGAAACAGAUUUCAGAGCAGAUAGAGGAGCAAGAAAAAGAUUGCGCUGAAUAUGAGAAUUCUAAGGAAGAAUUACUUAGUGAUAUGCAAUCACUUAAAACCGAGCUUGCUAAAUUGGAGAGCGAGAAAAAGCAAAUUGACAUGCAUAAUUCCAAGCUUGAGCUGAAGAUUAAUCUGGCAUCUACAUUCAAAAGAUUAAGGACCUAAAUUUGCUAGUUAUUCUAAGU